CCAUGCCAUGAAUAAAUGAACUGCCUUCAUUGCACCACCACUUGUGCACUUAUUUUUAAGACUUCAAAACAACAGCAGAUAAACUCAGAGCUAAUUGCAGUGAAAAUGCUCGAUGCUCGAGUUUGUUUAGUGUGUAUUUUCAUCUUGUCAUCUUCACUAACACUCAAUGCAAUUCGAUCUCCGGGGAGAUCCUUAAACUCUGUCAAGUCUGCUAUCUUCCUCUCGCCGCCAUUUUUCUUAAGUCCGGGCUCAGUUAUAAACAAGUACUACUUUGAUGUACCCUUUCCAAGAGGACAUAUUGCUCUCAAGAGCUUCGAUGCUGAAGUUGUCGGUGAGGCCGGCAUUCCGGUCCCCCUCCAUGAGACAUACCUUCAUCAUUGGGUGGUUGAAGGGUACUAUGGCCGAAAAAUUACUAAAGAUCCAAUUGAGGCAAAUCCUUCAGAUUUUCAAUUCUUCGAUUAUCAGUUUGUGAGAAACUCUGGAAUUUGCAACAGAACUCUUAGGCAAUACUUUGGACUUGGGUCGGAAACUCGAAGGACAAAAACUUGGGUCCCUGAUCCCUACGGAAUUGAAGUUGGAAAUCCAGAGCAAAUCCCAGAUGGAUUUGAGCAUCGAUGGUUGAUGAAUGUUCAUGCUAUUGAUACAAGAGGAGUGGUCGAUAAACUCGGGUGCACCGAAUGCAAAUGUAGUCUCUAUAAUGUGACUAAGGAUGAAUACGGGAGGCCAUUACGAAAAGAUUACAUCGGUGGACUGCGGUGCUGUUAUGAUCACACUCAAUGUCUGGUUCAAGAAGGGUAUGGAGGAUCAAGGAGGAAGCUUUACCUCCGGUAUAAGGUCACUUGGCAAGAAUGGGAUAACACCAUUAUCCCUGUCAAGAUCUAUAUAUUUGAUGUCACUUACACGGCAACAGAAAAAGAAGGUGCUCUCUCCGGUUGCAAGGUAGAAUACCAAGUCGAGCAGUGUGAUUUGUCUGAAAGAUCAAACAAGGAAUGCAUUGAUACAAAGAAGGCAAAAAUGAUUAUUCCUAGAGGAGGUGACAUUGUUUACGGUAGUGCACACCAACAUUCAGCCGGAAUUGGGUCUACUCUUUACGGUCAGGAUGGAAGAGUGUUAUGUACUUCAAUGCCUACAUAUGGAAAUGGAAAAGAAGCAGGGAAUGAGAAGGGUUACAUUGUCGGAAUGUCUACUUGCUAUCCAACACCAGGCUCAGUAAAAGUUUCAGAUGGAGAAGUUCUCACUCUUGUAUCCAAUUACAGAAACACUGAGAUGCAUACUGGAGUGAUGGGUUUGUUCUAUAUUUUGGUAGCUGAAAAGCAAGAACAAGUGAAGAAAAUGAGUCUGGAUUUCCACUCCUUUCCUCUUUCAGUGAGGGAUGAAGUUGCUUGAAGAAAAUGCUCAAAUUGUCUCAUGAGUUUCAUGCGCAUGCGGUGAGGGAUGUGUGAACUACAUAUAUUCCAUCAUCUUUGUAUGCAUGUGAUGUACAACAGUACCCAUGUAUAAGAUUAUAAGGGCUCGUAAAUAAAUCAUGCAAUGUUUAAA
This is a messenger RNA of Dioscorea cayenensis subsp. rotundata (Guinea yam), 1539 nucleotides long. RefSeq lists its product as uncharacterized. The record is from RefSeq and is a predicted model, not a curated record. Lineage: Eukaryota; Viridiplantae; Streptophyta; Magnoliopsida; Dioscoreales; Dioscoreaceae. The coding region runs from base 16 to 1386 and encodes 456 amino acids. The transcript has 5 exons.